Messenger RNA from Oikopleura dioica, 573 nucleotides. Lineage: Eukaryota; Metazoa; Chordata; Appendicularia; Copelata; Oikopleuridae. The record is from the annotation of a GenBank genome assembly.
AUGUUUGUUAGGUGCAUUCUUUACCAAGCCGGGAAAUGCCUCGAAUACGCAAAUUAUGAAGACAUAAACGACUACUUUUUGAUCGACGAAGAUGACGACGAAAUCGAAACAGACCCGGAUGAAGAUGAUGAUGAUGAUGAAAAAGACAUUCCCACAGACCCAGAUGUCAUUUCGGGAUGGAUUUAUACUGUUGGAAUAAUAAUUUUUACGAUCAUUGUGCUCUACUGCUUAUGCUGCAGCGGCAGAGAUGGAGAUUCAGUCGCCAGCUCUAGCUACGCAUCUGACACUGAACAUGGAAAAUCGAGCAAAGCAUCCUAUUCUGCGGCGAAGAAAUCGGCCGGAUUGAUGGAUAAAUUCAAGCAGAAUGUGAAAAAAUCCUUUGACGUAGCGCUCGAUACGGAUUCGGACGGAAACGGCGUCCCACCAGCUCCUUCAGCCGCUGGCUUCUCAUUCCAAACCAAAAAGCGGGGCUUCAAGAAUUUCUUCAAGCCAAGGACUCCGAAAAAAGACUACAUGCCGCUCUCUGCCGAAGAGGAAUCGAUGAAUCAAACGAUCCAAUCCUACCAGAAUUAG